Molecule: messenger RNA, 5839 nt
Organism: Lytechinus pictus (painted urchin)
Lineage: Eukaryota; Metazoa; Echinodermata; Echinoidea; Temnopleuroida; Toxopneustidae
Product: glutamate receptor 4-like
Exons: 18
Coding region: 363-3149 (928 amino acids)
Biological process (GO): synaptic transmission, glutamatergic; modulation of chemical synaptic transmission
Cellular component (GO): AMPA glutamate receptor complex; plasma membrane; postsynaptic density membrane
Molecular function (GO): transmitter-gated monoatomic ion channel activity involved in regulation of postsynaptic membrane potential; AMPA glutamate receptor activity
Source: RefSeq, a predicted model, not a curated record
AUGUACAUGCGGGAUGUGCUCAGCAUCGCAUUAAAAAAAAAAGACAUCUCAUUUUCCGCAUCCUUACAUCCAUCCCUCAGACAACUUCCCAUUAUUUUCAUUCCACAACGGAAAUAGUACUUCCUGAAGGAGCACAGUUGUUUAGGGUUAGAAUUCAUUGUACAUUUACCCUGACUUGAUUUUCUCAAGCAACGUCAUUUUUAUAUUAUUAUCAUUUUAUCUAUAAAAAAAACCCCAUUGGUACAUGCAUCUAAUCCACGUUCAAUACAAAUUUUAAUUUGUCGACGAAUGUUGUUUCAUAGAAAAAGUGAGUGAUUACAAUUUUAUUUUUCAAUCUAAAAGAUGUUUUGCGUCUAGCAAAAAUGGAGGGAAAGAUAUUACAAUCUAUUGUGAUCGUCUGCUUGAGCGUCCCACUUUGGCCUUCCUAUUCGGCAAGUUCGUCAACUAUCAUGGUCGGUGGUGUUUUCGAUAGAUAUCGUGACUUUGGUUUUGAACGUGGUAUCAUCGCUCACAAUACCCAGAAGAAUAAAUCAAGUGCUUUUCAGUUCAUGGCUUACGUACUGCCAGCUCUAUUGGAAGAUCCAUUCAAUGUUACCAGAAGGCUCUGCAAGCUCUACGAUCAGAAUACCCUAAUCACUGGAGGCCAUUCCAAACUGGUCUGUCUCCCGACCCUGCAGUCUUACGCCAACAACUUCCUCAUCCCCUACGUAACUGCCAGCCAAUCCAAAUCAGAUAUGGGUCUGACCAUCGGCAGCAGUGACUACCUGGUGUCCAUGAUGCCCUCUCUGGUCCCACCCGUAGAGGAUUGUGUCAGGUACUUUGGUUGGGACAAGUUCGUCUAUAUCUACAGCUCGGCAGAAGGACUACAAAGGUACCAUACCCUCUCAGCCCGGUUUCCCCCGGAUAAAUAUGACAUCCUGGUUCGUCGGGUCGGAUCCGAAAUCGAGACCCGAAAUCUUCUGAAGAGAUUUCGUGAUUCUGGUCAUCACCGUAUCAUCUUCGACACCACAGGAAACGCCACUCAACUCGUGCUGAAACAGGUAGAUGCACUUGGCAUGAUUACGAAGUCGUUCCAUUACAUCUUUCUGGAUCUGGAUCUAGCUGAUGUCAGCGUCGAUGAAUUUUUAUUCGGAGGGAUGAACAUUACUGGUUUCCAGCUCGUUAACAAGACCGACCCCUACUACCAGAACAUUGAGAACAUAUGGUACAAACGUCAGACAUAUCUCAGACAAGGCAACGUCACCUCAAACCCAAGUUCGGCUUUGGGUUACCUCCCAUUAAAGACGUUGACGGCGUUGACCUACGACGUCACGCGUGUGUUCUGGGAAACAAUCGUUAUGCUCAAAACGACUGGUAGGUUACCUAUCCUGACGGCCAGGCAACCAAGGUUGUGCUCUAGCGCAGGAUUUUUAAAAAUCCCACAGGACAGAGAAGUACUGGAGUACAUCAAAAAGCUGUCGUUCAAGAGUGCAACUGGUAACGUUGAGUUUGAUGAAAACGGUGAGAGAAGCAAUUACACACUCCGGGUACUUGGACUCAAACCUUCAGGGUUAAAAGAGGUCGGUACCUGGCAGUCGAACAACAAAACCCGUCUCACCAUCAACGAGGAGGACCCGAAACGCUUCUUGCAAGACAUUAAUAAGACUUUCAUCAUUACUUCUGUUUUCGAGCCACCAUUUAUGAUGCUGAAGGACGAGAAAGAUCAAAUCCCCGGCAAUGGCCGGUAUGAAGGAUACUGUGUCGACCUCUUACACGCGAUUAACGAACACCAUCCCUUCAAAUUUAUUAUCAGAGUGAGAAACGACAGCGCCUACGGAAACGCCGAUGAGAAUGGAACAUGGGAUGGCAUGGUCAGCGACAUAAUGACCAAGAAGGCCGACAUCGCCGUUGCACCGUUGACCAUCAACUCUGAGCGCCAGCGGGUCAUCGACUUCACCAAGCCUUACAUGAGCUUAGGUAUCAGCAUCAUGAUCAAGAAACCCCAGCACACCCAUCCCAGCGUAUUCUCCUUCAUGCACCCUCUGUCCUACGAGAUAUGGCUCUCCAUCAUCUUCACCUACCUUGGGGUCAGUGUGGUGAUGUUCCUCAUCAGCCGGUUUAGUCCUGACGAAUGGUACCCUGUGGAAAAAGGAUCUUUAAAAAGUGCACCCUCUACGGAAGGUGAUCUAGAUCGUGUGGAACCAGGAGACAAGAAAGAGAACAACUUCGGAAUUCAGAACAGCAUGUGGUUCUCUCUGGGCGCCCUUAUGCAGCAGGGCUGUGAGGUAUCUCCAAGAUGUCUUUCGGGCCGAAUCGUUGGUGCAGUGUGGUGGCUCUUCACGCUCAUCAUCAUAUCGUCUUACACUGCAAAUCUCGCUGCCUUCUUGACUGUCCAGAGAAUGUCCACCCCUGUCAAUUCGGCCGAUGAUCUCGUCAAACGCAAGGACAUCUCCUAUGGUAUUCAGGGGGGCGGGUCCACCGAGAAUUUCUUUUCCUCAUCGAACAUCCCACUAUACAUGACGAUGUGGAAGUCAAUGACCUCUGCCCAGCCGUCGCCGAUCACGAAUUCGUCCAUACAGGGCAUCGACCGCGUCCGCAACGCCAACGGCAAGUACGCCUUCCUGCUCGAGUCGACGAUGAACGAGUAUCAGAAUCAGCAGAAACCUUGCGACACCAUGAAAGUGGGAUCGAACCUCGACUCGAAGAGCUACGGGAUCGGGGUCGCCAGGGAUCUCACCAUGUUGAGAGAUGAAUUGACUCUGGCUAUACUGCAACUUAGCGAAGAUGGCGUCCUUGAUAAUUUGAUGAAGAAAUGGUGGUACGACAAGGGAGAGUGUGAACCUGAAUCAGAGUCAAUAGACAUGCAGGCCAGUGCUCUAAGCCUCAGCAGUGUUGCUGGAAUCUUCUAUAUCUUGGUGGCAGGCAUGGGCCUGGCCAUUGGCGUUGCUCUUAUCGAGUUUUACUGGCGUAACCGAUCUCAAUCAAAUAAAGAGAAGACAUCACUAUCUUUGGCUUUGAAAGCUAAGAUUCGUAUGUCAGUGACGGGUGAGAAAGGAAUCCCGACGUAUCCCAUCAUGAGAGAGGUGAAUGCGAUGGCGUGUGAAAAAGCGCUCUUGUCGAAGGACCGGGAAUCUCCGUCGGCUAUCCGAAGAGGGCAGACAUCGGUUUGAAAGAUAUCCGUCGAAGGGCUCGCUAUCACCUGGUUGUCAGAAAGAGAGAGGAGUUUUUGCAACUGUUGCAUUAUUGCAACGAAAUUCACUUCAGAUUCAAAGAAACAAUAUGACAAUGGACACAUUGGAAAAAUUGAACAAAAUGUAUUGUUGUUGAUCAUGAUUCCUAAUCAUUGUUGUUCGAUAAUGCCUAUAUUAAGGAUUUUUUUUUUUUUUUGGGGGGGGGAAAUUAAUAGUUGGUGGAGUGGGAGUUUGUACCAAAAUCGAUGUCACAUUUUUGUUUGGAUUCAGAAAUAGUGGAAACGGUGCAAAAAUUGUAUAAAGCGCUGAAAGACAUUUUUGUGAUGUAUUGAGCGCUACUAUAAAAGAAAUAUUAUUCUUAUAAUGAAAUAGAAUGUUUCGGUACGCCCAUCAUUCCAUACAUGAAAAGGAGGCGCGAUGGUUCAGGCGGUAGAGUCGUAGCGGUCUUGGUUGCAAUCCCACGACCUUGCAUUCAAAGCUAUGUUAUUGGCAUUAUUAUUCUACAUAGCCACUGAUUUAUAUAUUUUUUUAAUCUCACAGUCUACCAAGUGAGUAAAAUCUAUUACUGCCAAUAUAAUGACAGUCUUUGACAUUAUAGUAUAUCUUUAAAGAGUAGUUAAAUGGUAAGUUUUUAUUGAUAUUAUGUUUACCCUUGUAUUAUCAGGAAAAAAAAUAUUUGCUAUGUAAUGAAUGAAUCAAGUUUACCAUUCCACGCUGGCUUACAGGGGGGCUUGGACCCCCAAAAUUUUCAUGACCAAGAAAAGAACAGAUGGAAAACAGAAAGGGGGUGAACUAUGUUUUUGUCUGAGUAAUAAGUCAAAAUCUAUCACAAAAAAUAGUUUUUAAUUAAAAGGGGUCAACAUUCUAGUCGCUCGUUUCGCUCACUCGCAGCUUUUUAUAUAUAAAUUUUGCCCCGUACGACAGGUUUGGCCCCCUCAAAGUUUUUGGCUCAUUACGCUCCUGCCAUUCCAUGAAAGUUAUCAGCAAUGACAAUUUUUUACUACCGACAGUUAUCAAAGUCAGUGGUGCAUUCAGUCAAACAUUCUGUAGAGAGUAUACAGAACGCGGCGUACCGGCUAGCCUAUACUCUAGGCGGAGGCUGCAGUUAUUGUCUUUGCUGUAAUGCUGAACGUAAGCGAUAGUCUGAUCUGUCGAAGACUACGCAUUGUUAGCAGCCAUCGGACAACAGUGCUUCUCAGACGGUCAGACCUAGUAGGGUUGUAAUUUUUGAAAAUUCUCCUUUGAUUUCCAUGAAGUCAUAAUCAUGCAGUAAAUUUCAUUGUUGAAUACCACGAAUACCGUUUCAAUUAAGUUAAUAUAGAGUAAUAGAGAAAUGAUCCAAAUAAGAACGUUUCAUUACACUUGUUGUAAUCACAAAUUUGCAAUUACAGUUUUUAAUGCUACUCAAAUAAUUCAAUGGCGUGUGAUUCAUUAUCACAUAAUUUCAAGCCAGAAGGACCCGAAAGAUAUGAUUAGUCACUUAAAUCUAUAUUUUAUUUUUCUUGAUUUACCAGAAAUGAAAUACCAUGGAUUUGGCAAAUCUUCAUGCUCAAUUGAUACUUUUCAAAGUUUACAAGAGACAUCUUUAUGCGCCUCGGAAAAAAAAUUAUAACUAGAUAGAUGGCGCUAACAAUAACAAUGCCGAUUAAUAUCAUUUAGAGAUUUCAUUUUUUUCUGUAUUCUUACCGUCUUACAAACAUGACAUGAAUAUAUUCUUUUUUUUAGAAUAAUGGUAUAACCUCUCUACAUCUCUCCCUAUUUAAAAAAAUAUUUUAUAUAUCGAUUUUAUUAACUGCUCUGAAAUUUAAAAAAGGCUUAUGUCUUGGAAAAGUUUUCACCAAACGGUAAAUACGAGUUAAAUUGAUUGCUCUCUGUUUGAAUUUAUGGGUAAUUAUAAUUUUUGUUCAAGAAAUUUAUAUCAAGAUGUAUAUCAUUUUCCUUUGUUAUAUUGCUGUAUUCUUCAUUUUGUAUAAGUACUUUAUUUACUAUAUUUGAAAUAUGUAAUAUUAUUAUCUGAAUAAAAGCUAAAAAUCAUUUAAAAUAAAUACAUUACUGUUAAUACAAAAAUGCCAGUUUUUUUUUAACGAAAUCUGCAUUCAUUAUUAUGAACAAGUGAUCAGGGGCCUGUUGCAGAAAGAGUUGCGAUCAAACGCAACUCAAAAAAUCAAGCGCAACUUGAUCUUCAGCCAAUGAAGCACCCAUAAUUGGGACUUGCGCUUGAUAUUUUGACUUGCGUUUAAACGCAACUCUUUCUGCAACAGGCCCCAGGGGCCUGAAGGGUUAACAUCGGAAGUUUUCCCUUCAAACUACUUUCAACAAUUUUUGUCUUUUUCAUUGAAAAAUAGGUCUAUUUUAUUCGAGGUAAACUUUUUUGUGUGAUAAGUUCAGAAAAUAAGUCAUGACGAAAUAUCAAGCCAUGCUGUUAAUGAUUAUUAUUGAUUGUAACUUUGGGUAUUUCACAGAUGCAUUUAUUUUAACGUGCACUUUCCUCUACCAAUUUCCCUCCAAUUCAUAUUAUAUGAUAUUUCAAUACUAAGUACUUCAAAUUCCUAUUUCAAUGAAACUUUGAAAUAUCCCAUUAUGUGAGAAAUGUUCACAAUAAUAACACAAUAUUACCGUUUGAUUGUACAGUGAAUUGUCGGUAAAUAAAUGAUUGUGACAGUACACAG